Molecule: messenger RNA, 1044 nt
Organism: Pestalotiopsis fici W106-1
Lineage: Eukaryota; Fungi; Ascomycota; Sordariomycetes; Amphisphaeriales; Sporocadaceae
Exons: 3
Coding region: 1-1044 (347 amino acids)
Source: RefSeq, a predicted model, not a curated record
AUGGGCAGCCUGAUGGUGUCGGCCGCAGCCUCGGCCGCGGCCUCUUCCAUGUUCGGAAAGCGUGACUCCUGGGGACCGGCCGUCAGUUUGGGACCGGCCAAACAGGAGAUCAUCAGUACCACCACCACCAUCUACCCAGGAAAGAUGCCUUCUGGCCAGGAGGGUCUGCUGUACCUUUGGCUGGGAAUCUCCAAUGGCACCGGUGAUCUCAUCCAGAGUGUCAUUGGAUCAUACCCCGCCGGCCAGAGCGAGUGCAGCGGCGCCGAUGCUGAUAGCACCUGGUGUAUCUCUUCCGAGGUCUACGGAAACACUGAUGCCGGUGUUCCCAACCAAUGGGUUGGAGAGCUGACAACCGCCGACGUCAACUACGAGAACGGUAUCCUCCUCAACUACACUCUCAUCGACAAGGAGAGCUACCUCUGGCUGCAGACCAUGACCGAUGCAGUCACUGGUGAUCUGCUGUCUACCUUCAACAAGACUUCUGGUCCCAUGCUGGGCUGGGGCACCGCCAUUGAGUGCAACGACGACAAUGGCAGCGAGUGCACGGGAACCAUCUCCGAGCAGACUUGGGUCAACUCGACCAUCAUUCUCGAAGCCGCCGAUGAGACCUUCAUCGACACCCUAGGUGCUUCCAACGGUGCUACCUAUAGCGAUAUGCUCACCACGGACGGCGGAAAGACCUGGACAUUCGCGAAGCUCACCAUCCCCGCCAUGACUUCCCAGGACGAUAGCAGCAGCAGCAGCAGCAGCAGCAGCCAAUCUGUCUCGUCCGUUAUCGCCGCCGCCAAGACAUCAACUGCCUCCAAGACCGCGACAUUUUCCCAAGCCAUCUCUGCCCCGACUGCCAGCUCGGCGGCUGCUCAGGCCAGUGAUGCCACUGGUGGAUUCGGUGGGUUCGGUGGAUUCAGUAGCUCUGGUUUCCCCAGCGUUCCCAGCCAGACUGCGAGCCACCAAAGUGGACGCCCAAGUCAGAGCGCCUCUCCCUCAGGCCACUUUGGCGGUCACCGGGGCGGCGGUCGAUGGUUCGGUAACGGAAAGCUGUAA